AUGCCAUGUGAGUUUGCGCUGGUUAUAGCAAACUCCUUUAUAUCUUUGCAGAGGUUCUCAAGCUACUACCGAUUGGUCAGGGCCACUGCCUGGGUCCUCCGGCUUAUGCGACGGUGUCGCGGACACCGUGAGAAGAGCGACGAAUACGGGCUAACUGCGGCUAAGUGCGCCGAGGCAGAGCGCAUGCUGAUCCGGCUGGCGCAAAGUGAGGCGUUCGCUGAGGAAACGCAACGGAAGACUGUCACAAAUGACAGCCAAUUACGAGGGCUGUCGCCAUACGUCGACGAAGAUGGAGUCAUACGUGCGUGUGGAAGGAUCGAUGCGGCCGCGUGCAUGCCAUUCAGUGCGCGGCGCCCGAUCAUACUGUCGCACAAACACGCACUGGCAGAGAUGAUCGUCGGUCAUUACCACGAUAAGAUGCGGCAUCAAAACCUGGAUGCGACCAUAUGCGAGAUCCGGAAGAGGUUCUGGAUAACCAACUUGCGGAGGUUACUACGGAGGAUAGUAACCAAUUGCCACAUCUGCAAACUACGAAGAGCACGACCAAGACAGCCAAUGAUGGGUCCCUUGCCAGAGGACCGGCUCGAGGCCAAUGGAUGGCCAUUUAAGUAUACCGGCCUGGACUAUUUGGGGCCGCUGAUGGUGACGUUUGGACGUCGAACGGAGAAGAGAUUCGUGCAUCAUCGCGAUAAGGAACUUCAUGUGCUGCCGUGGACCUGUGGUCAGGAUGAGAAGCGACAACGGAAAGAAUUCGUCGGAGCUGACAGAGAGGCCAGGAAAUUCGACGAAGUCUUCGAACCGGAGAAGAUCCAGGGCGAACUGUCGUCCAGAGGAGUCGAAUGGAUCUUCAACUGUCCGGCAAACCCAGCUGAGGGAGGCGUCUGGGAGAGAAUGGUCCAGUGCGUCAAGAAGGUGCUGGCGCAUACUGUGAAGGAGGUGGCUCCUAAGGAGCACGUGCUGGCAAGCUUCCUGAUUGAGGCGGAAAACAUUGUCAACUCGCGUCCGCUCACACACUUGCCAGUCACGGUUGAUCAGGAAGCCCCAUUGACACCGAACGACCUGCUGAAAGGAGCAGCCGGCGUACCGGACCUUCCAGGAGAACGAUGGGAGAAGUGGUGCGAGCACGUCGAGCCAAUGCGUCGUGGAGAUCUCGUAUACGUAUGCGAUCCUGCCAUACCAAGGAGAGAAUGGAGGCGAGGCAUCGUUGAGGAGGUGUAUGCUGGAGUGGACGGAGUACCACGACGAGCGGCGGUGCGCGUGGCCAGCGACGAUCGAUCCAAGCUUAUGAUGCGUCCCGUCUCCAAGUUAGCUGUACUGUACGUGGUGAAUGCAGCUGCGUCACGGGGAUCGGGAUGUCGCGGAACGGAUUAG
This is a messenger RNA of Drosophila obscura, 1371 nucleotides long. RefSeq lists its product as uncharacterized. Lineage: Eukaryota; Metazoa; Arthropoda; Insecta; Diptera; Drosophilidae. The coding region runs from base 1 to 1371 and encodes 456 amino acids. The transcript is spliced from 3 exons. The record is from RefSeq and is a predicted model, not a curated record. Gene Ontology annotation, molecular function: nucleic acid binding.